AUGGACUCUCCGCUUACGCAGCAGGCCCGACCGGAGACAUUUGAGCCGAAAGUAGUGGGGCUAUAUCGCAGGCUAUUUCGCGAAGUCGGAGAUGAGGAGCACGAGGAAUCCUUUUGGAGUACUCUGUUCUUGCUCAAGCCCGACGUCACCGCUCUGCAAGACAUUCUCGACAACACCGACGCCGAAUACUUGCUGCACCUCCAACACACCCCACAGCAAUUGUUCAUCCAAGCGUUGGUCCGGGUGAAAGCUGGUAUUGCACCGGCUGACGAACAUGCUCUUGAUACCUUGACAGUAUUCUUCCAAAAAAUAUUGGCAAAAAAGUUCACCAACCCGAGUUCCGAUGUCAUUGAAGUGCUCGCGGGGCUAGACAAUGUUGACGCCGUCUUCUUCGAUCUGGUCGAUAGUCUGGAUCAGGUUGUAAAGGAUGGAAGAUCCAUCGAGUACCGCCAGAAAGCGGUUCGGACUGCCAUUGCCGUCGUGUCGGGAGGCUAUCAGACUGCCAUYGUGUCUUACUUUGUCCAUCGAGACUUCUUCCCUGCGUUGAUGAAGCUUGUACAUCAACUGGAAAGCCCUCUUCAAGCCUCGGAKCCAUUUCUACUAACCGGAUUGCUCGCCAAUUACAACAAGUUUGAAAGCCACAACCAAUACCGCGUGCGACUCGCCGACUUUGUUAACGAGGAGACUAUGACUAAGGUUGUGGAGAGCAUAGCAUGGACGACCACCGUUCUACGUGAGCGGUAUAUUGCCAUUCAAGACGAUACACCAGUAGGAUGGAGCAUCGGCGGCACACUUUCGUACGUCGGACUGGGAUCUCUUGCAGGCGUGAAGAAGCCUGCAGCUCUUGUAUGGACCGAGGAUCAGCAAAAGGAGUUGUUUGCCGAACAACCCGGACAUGAAGCUGCCUCUCUCUUGWCAUUAUUCGACUUUGUUCUGGCCAACAAACUAUUCUCCCACCACUUUGUGAGCCUCGCCGCCAGCGAAAAAGGUCAAGCGCCAGCAUUUGGAAGCUUUCUGUCCUUUUCAUCCUACCUCUAUCAACACGCCCACAGAAGUUCUCGAGCAUCUCUGUACGCCUAUCUGACCCUGCUCAUCCUCAUCAACAUUGUGGAGGAUGCAACACUCUCCAAGCUUCUCUGCGAAACCAACGCGCAGGUCCGACUCUGUCGGCAGAGAUCUCCGCAGCUUCCUUUAACAAAAGGCGAGCGACCAUACAUGGCCACUUUGAUUGACCUGAUUGUCGAUGGCAUCAACCACAAUCUUCGCAAGAAGCUCGACACGAAAUUCUACCUGCAGAGUCUGAUGGUACUUUCACGCAUGCUCUCCUACCUGGCAAAGUCACACACCAAGUUGACAUACCACUGGGCCGAGCUAUGGCGGUCGCUGUUAUCCUUUGUCCGCUUCCUGACCACAUAUGUGGAUGAUUUGAAAUAUCUGUCCGGCAUCAACAAGCUCGCCGAAACUCUAGUCGAGCUUCUCACCAUCGCACUGACGAGCGGUGAAGCAUUCCUACCGGACGCCGCAUCGUACGACGACCUUUUCUACAAAUUGGUCGAGUCGGGCGAGGCACUCAUCAAAUUCCGCGACGUCUAUCACUUGAGCAAACCCGAGGAUAAAAGUCCCAUCAACACCUUGAUUGGGGUGUCGAAACACUACGAGGAGCUCAUCCAGGAACGGAAGAGCAAAGCCGCGCAUCUCACUCCCGCGGAGGUGUCUCAGAUCAUCAAACAGGGAUAUGAUACGCUGUCGAUUGAGACGAAGGAAGGGUUGGAUAAUGUGGAGAAGUUUAGGGAGGGUGAUCAUAAGACGGAGUUGAAGAAGAUUGCUAGAGCGGCUGUGGCGGAUGCUGCUGAGCUGAUCUCAUAG
This is a messenger RNA of Ramularia collo-cygni, 1866 nucleotides long. RefSeq lists its product as uncharacterized. The transcript has 6 exons. The record is from RefSeq and is a predicted model, not a curated record. Gene Ontology annotation, cellular component: cytosol. Bases 1 to 1866 code for a protein of 621 amino acids. Gene Ontology annotation, biological process: regulation of Golgi organization. Lineage: Eukaryota; Fungi; Ascomycota; Dothideomycetes; Mycosphaerellales; Mycosphaerellaceae.